Molecule: messenger RNA, 1521 nt
Organism: Cuscuta campestris
Lineage: Eukaryota; Viridiplantae; Streptophyta; Magnoliopsida; Solanales; Convolvulaceae
Source: the annotation of a GenBank genome assembly
UGAACACGUUUUUUCAGAUCAUUUGAUUUAGUUUAAAUAUGGAGUAGUAUUCUUAUGAUGCAUAAUCAUGAUAAUAAUUGUAGGGAUGAGUAUAUUUUUGUGGAUAGAAUCUGAGUCAAUCCGCUGUUGAUUGCGGGAAGCGGAACUGAAAGGCCUGGCGGCGGCGCUUUCCCUUCUCUCCCCCCGCCGUCGCAACGGCGCUCUCCUCUGCACUUGUAUUUUACAGACACCUCACAUUUCACUCCGACGGCGCUUUAUAAUUCCACUGGCGCGACAUUUAUGGCGGCGAAGAAGGCGUCGGAAUCGGUGAUCAGCAAGGGGUUGAUGGAGGAGGUGCAGCGAUGGGGCGCCAUGAAGCAGACGGGGGUCAGCCUGAGGUACAUGACGGAGUUCGGCUCGAGACCUACCGACCGGAAUUUGCUGAUCUCAUCCCAAUUCCUCCACAAAGAGCUCCCUAUUCGGAUUGCCCGGCGUGCUAUCGACCUCCAAACCCUUCCCCACGGCCUCUCUCUCAAACCCGCCGUUCUCAAGGUAAGAGAUUGGUAUUUGGAGUCUUUUCGAGACCUUAGAUCCUUCCCUGGCAUAAAGGAUAAAAACGAUGAGUGGGAAUUCACGCAAAUGAUCAAGAUGAUCAAGGUGAGGCACAACAACGUUGUUCCAAUGAUGGCUUUGGGUGUUCAACAACUUAAGAAAGAUCUUAAUCCUAAGGUUGUGUAUGAGGAUCUAAACGAAAUUCACCAGUUCCUGGACCGCUUCUACAUGUCAAGAAUUGGGAUCCGUAUGCUUAUUGGACAACAUGUGGCCUUGCAUGACCCCAAUCCUCCUCCUGAUUGUAUUGGCUAUAUACAUACAAAAAUGUCACCAGUUGAGGUUGCACGAAAUGCUAGUGAAGAUGCUCGUUCUAUUUGCCUGAGAGAAUAUGGCAGUUCACCUGAAGUUAGCAUUUACGGGGAUCCCAAUUUCACUUUCCCGUAUGUCCCGACUCAUCUACAUUUGAUGGUGUUCGAAUUGGUCAAGAACUCCUUGCGUGCUGUCCAAGAGCGAUAUAUGGAAUCAGAUAAAGUUGCACCACCCGUUCGUAUAAUCGUAGCCGACGGUUUGGAAGAUGUUACCAUCAAGGUCUCAGAUGAAGGGGGUGGAAUACGAAGAAGUGGGCUUCCCAAAAUUUUUACAUAUCUUUACAGCACUGCAAAGAACCCAUUGGAUGAGCAGUCAGAUCUUGGCACAACUGAUGUGGCAACUAUGUCCACACUUGCUGGUUAUGGAUAUGGGCUGCCAAUAAGUCGCUUAUAUGCUCGCUACUUUGGUGGAGACUUGCAAAUUAUAUCUAUGGAAGGAUACGGGACAGAUGCAUACCUUCACUUGUCAAGGCUUGGAGAUUCACAAGAGCCAUUGCCUUGAGCAGUGCUCACAUUUGGGAUUUUAUUCACUCAAAGCUCAUUAAUUUAAGCUUCUGUAAAUAUUGCCAUUCAAUGAUGUUUCAACAAUUUGCCAACAAUGAAAUACAAUUUGCUGUAAUUG